Lycium barbarum (goji berry) is the source of this 623-nucleotide messenger RNA. Its product is annotated as signal peptidase complex-like protein DTM1. The record is from RefSeq and is a predicted model, not a curated record. Gene Ontology annotation, biological process: anther wall tapetum development. NCBI's taxonomy places the organism in Eukaryota, Viridiplantae, Streptophyta, Magnoliopsida, Solanales, Solanaceae. The transcript is spliced from 2 exons. The coding region runs from base 116 to 442 and encodes 108 amino acids. Gene Ontology annotation, cellular component: endoplasmic reticulum membrane; signal peptidase complex.
AGUGUUGUAUGUAAGACUACCCCUUCUAGCUUCUUCUGCUUCCUUUUUUUCUUCUUCACCUAAUUAGGUCAAUAGCAGCUUAAUUUUGUGAAGUGUAUACUUUGUAACAAUAUUGAUGAACAACGUUGAUAAGAAUUUCCAAUUAUCAGUGGCCUGUUUGGCUAUAGUUAUAGUGUUUAUAGGUUUGUACACUCAAUCUUUACAGAAAAUGGUGGUCACUUACUUUAUUGGUAUUCUAGGGAUCAUGGGUGUGCUUUCACCUGAUUGGGAAUCCUUUGAUCAGAGUGUCUCCCAAUGGUGCAACCCUCUCAAGGUGGAUAAUUUGACCUUUGAAUCUGACACAUCAACAAGGUUUAGGUUCUACCCAGUUAGAGUGGCUAUCUUCACGAUUGUUUAUGGAUUUGUUCUAUACAAGUGGUGGAUGUUUAUAUCCAGUGAAUGAAUAAAUUCACUAUGGCAAAUUUCUCUUGCUUUCUAAGAAUGACAAUGCACUCAUAUUUGGUAGUAGUUUUGUUUUGUUUUUUUUAUUUUUUAUUUUUUAAACUUUUUGUGUGAUAUUAGCAUCUUUAAAUUUAGAUACUGCAAGUAAAAACAAACGUGAAGGAUUUGAUCAUUUGUAUAUA